Messenger RNA from Etheostoma spectabile (orangethroat darter), 8076 nucleotides. It is a transcript of the gene slc12a5a, whose product is annotated as solute carrier family 12 member 5a. Bases 646 to 4050 code for a protein of 1134 amino acids. Gene Ontology annotation, cellular component: plasma membrane. The transcript has 26 exons. The record is from RefSeq and is a predicted model, not a curated record. Lineage: Eukaryota; Metazoa; Chordata; Actinopteri; Perciformes; Percidae. Gene Ontology annotation, biological process: potassium ion homeostasis; cell volume homeostasis; potassium ion import across plasma membrane. Gene Ontology annotation, molecular function: potassium:chloride symporter activity.
UGUCUGACAGCCGUGAUGAGAAGAGGGAGACAGGGAAGGGAGAAAUAGAUGGAGAAGAAAUCACCCUACUGCUUGAAUAUCAGUUUGGCAGCCACAGUGACUGAGCAACAUCAUCUGAGCAGGGGAGAGUGGGUUUUUUUGUAUCUGUGAGUGGGAGAGAAUGAGAUCAGGAGUGAGAAAGGCAAAAAUAAAAGAGAGACAGAGAGAAGGAAUAGGAGAAGGAGGGAGAGAGCAAGUGUGCAGCUUUGAGGCGUUCCAUCAUCCACCAAACUCCUGCAGCUUCCCUCUUCCCUCCUCCUCCUCCUGGAGAGAGACAGAGCAACAGAGAGAAGAAGAGUGAGAGAGAGAGAGAGAGAGAGAUAGAGAGAGAGAGAAAGAGAGUCAGGCUUACAAGCCAGCGGAGAAGAGACGUCAAGAGGAGGAUCUACAGAGGGAGAAAAAAAAAAUCCUUCUCUCUCUUCUGCUGCCUCUCUUCGUGCAUCCUACGGGCAGCGAGGAGCGAGGAGGAUCCGGCUGGCAUAUUUUCUACGCUGCUUCCCCGUGAUUUCUGUGGCUGUAUCACAGUGGGUGGAGCGCAGGGAGAGCCGCCGAGAGCUCGAUCGGUGACACCGCUCCGCAGCAGAAGAGUGCUGUAGAAGAGUCGGGAUGCUUAACAACCUGACCGACACAGAGGAGGGGGACGGGGGAGCGCAAAGCCAGGGUGACAGUAACCCCAAGGAGAACAGCCCCUUCAUCAACAGCAGUGAUGCUGCCGAAGAGAAGACCCAGCAGUAUGACGGCAAGAACAUGGCCUUGUUUGAGGAGGAGAUGGACACAAGUCCUAUGGUGGCAUCUCUUCUCAGCAGCCUGGCCAACUACUCCAACCUGCCACAAGGUAGCAAGGAGCACGAGGAGGCCGAGAACAACGAGGCUGAGUCAUCGCGCAAGAAACCCGUCAAGGCCCCUGCGCUCGGCACUCUGAUGGGCGUCUACCUGCCGUGCAUCCAGAACAUCUUCGGAGUGAUCCUCUUCCUCAGGAUGACCUGGUUGGUGGGAAUUGGAGGUGUCAUUGGGACUUUCUUCAUAGUCUUCAUGUGCUGUACCACAACCCUGCUGACUGCCAUCUCGAUGAGUGCCAUCGCUACCAAUGGAGUAGUGCCAGCUGGAGGCUCCUACUACAUGAUAUCCCGUUCACUGGGCCCUGAGUUUGGGGGAGCCGUGGGGAUCUGUUUCUAUCUGGGGACAACCUUCGCUGGAGCGAUGUACAUCCUGGGGGCCAUUGAGCUCCUCCUGAUCUACAUAGCACCCAAAGCGGCCAUCUUUCCCCUGGAGGGCCUGGAGGGUGCCGAAGCAGAGGCCGCCCUGCUGAACAACAUGCGUGUGUAUGGCACCAUCCUGUUGACCUCCAUGGCCACGGUGGUGUUUGUGGGCGUGAAGUACGUGAACAAGCUGGCCCUGGUGUUUCUGGCCUGUGUCAUUCUCUCCAUCCUGGCCGUCUACGCCGGGGUCAUCAAGACCGCCAUCGACGCUCCCGAUUUCCCCGUGUGUCUCUUAGGCAACCGCACUUUGGUGUGGAAGUCCUUUGAUGUGUGUGCCAAGACCGUUGAGACAGCUAAUGGGACAGUCACCACCCAGCUGUGGCGCAUAUUCUGUGACUCACCUUUCCUCAAUGCUACCUGCGACAAGUACUUUACAGCCAACAAUGUGACUCAGAUCCAGGGCAUCCCAGGGGUCACCAGUGGAAUCCUGACAGACAAUCUGUUUGGGACCUACUAUGAAAAGGGGGAUCUGAUUGCCAAAAAGUUCACACAGGCAGCGGAAGACCAGGACGACCCUCUGACCAACUCUAACCGCUACGUGUUGGCCGACAUCACCAGCUUCUUUACGUUGCUGGUCGGCAUCUACUUCCCCUCUGUGACAGGUAUCAUGGCUGGCUCCAACCGCUCCGGAGAUCUCCGUGAUGCCCAGAAGUCAAUCCCCAUUGGAACCAUUGCAGCUAUCUGCACCACCUCUUUCGUCUACAUGUCCAGUGUGGUUCUAUUUGGUGCCUGCAUCGAGGGUGUGGUCCUCAGGGACAAGUUUGGAGAGGGAGUCCACGGGAAUUUGGUGAUUGGCACGUUGGCUUGGCCGUCACCAUGGGUGAUCGUGAUUGGCUCCUUCUUCUCCACCUGCGGUGCGGGGCUGCAGAGUUUGACAGGUGCUCCUCGUCUCAUGCAGGCUAUCGCCAAGGACGGCAUCGUGCCCGCCCUUCGGAUAUUUGGCCAUGGAAAGGCCAACGGAGAACCUACAUGGUCCCUGCUGCUGACAGCUUGUAUCUGCGAGAUCGGCAUCCUCAUUGCUUCCCUGGAUGCUGUGGCUCCCAUCCUCUCCAUGUUUUUCCUGAUGUGCUACAUGUUUGUGAACUUGGCCUGUGCUCUGCAGACACUGCUAAGGACUCCAAACUGGAGGCCCCGCUUCAAGUUCUACCACUGGGCUUUGUCCUUCCUUGGGAUGAGCUUGUGUCUCACUCUGAUGUUCCUCUGCUCCUGGUACUACGCCAUUGUCGCCAUGGUUAUUGCCGGCUCUAUCUACAAGUAUAUCGAGUUUGCAGGUGCGGAGAAAGAGUGGGGUGAUGGGAUACGAGGUCUGUCUCUGAGCGCUGCACGUUACGCUCUCAUGCGGCUGGAGGAAGGUCCACCGCACACCAAGAACUGGAGGCCCCAGUUGCUGACGCUGGUUAGUACAGACUCAGAGCAAAACGUGGAGCAGCCUCGCCUGCUCUCGCUGACCAACCAGCUGAAGGCAGGCAAGGGUCUGACCAUUGUUGGAACAGCUCUAGAGGGCACCUACCUGGAGAACAGCGAGCAGAGCCAGCGUGCAGAGAAGGCGCUGCGCAAACUGAUGGAGACGGAGAAGGUGAAGGGCUUCUGCCAAGUGACCGUGUCCUCGAACCUGCGUGAUGCCACCUCCCAUCUCCUCCAGGCCAGUGGGCUAGGAGGCCUGAAACAUAACGCUGUGCUGGUGUCCUGGCCACGCAACUGGAGACAGGGAGACGAGCACCAGACCUGGAGAAACUUUGUUGAGUUGGUCAGAGAAACCACCGCCGCGCACCUGGCUCUGCUUGUCCCGAAGAACAUCUCGGCCUUCCCGUCCAAUGGAGAGCGCUUCACUGAGGGUCACAUUGACGUGUGGUGGAUUGUCCAUGAUGGAGGCAUGCUGAUGCUGCUGCCCUUCCUCCUCCGCCAGCACAAGGUUUGGAGGAAGUGCAAGAUGCGCAUCUUCACUGUGGCCCAGUUGGACGACAACAGUAUCCAGAUGAAAAAAGACCUGACCACAUUCCUCUAUCAUCUCCGUAUUGACGCCAUGGUGGAAGUUGUAGAAAUGCAUGACAGUGACAUCUCAGCCUACACUUACGAGAAGACCCUGGUGAUGGAACAACGGUCGCAGAUGCUUAAACAGAUCAACCUGAGCAAGAAUGAGCGUGAGAGAGAGAUCCAGAGUAUCACUGAUUCAUCCCGCGGGUCAAUCCGCCGUAAGAACCCGGCUGCCGUGACGACCCAGCUGAGUGUGACCGAGGACCCGCCAGCAGCCAGCAAGGAGGAGAAGCCUGAGGAAGAGUCAAAGUCGGCCUCUUCCCCUGUGUCCCCCCCCGCCCAGGUCCAGCUCAUCCACGACAACACCACCCCAACCAGCCCCGCAACCCCAGCCACCCCCCUGACCCCCGCAGAGGAGGCGAAGAGCCCCGGGGAGCAGAUCCAGAUGACCUGGACUGAGAAGUGUGACGGUGAGCCGGCCAAACCGCCUGGCGCAGCCACACCAGAGGGCAUCAAAGACAUCUUCAACAUGAAGCCCGAGUGGGAGAACCUGAACCAGUCCAAUGUGCGGCGUAUGCACACAGCGCUCCGGCUGAACGAAGUCAUCAUCAAAAAGUCCUCAGAGGCCAAGCUGGUCCUCCUCAACAUGCCCGGGCCACCCAAGAACAGGACAGGUGACGAAAACUACAUGGAGUUCCUCGAGGUCCUCACUGACGGUCUCAACCGGGUCCUCCUGGUCCGCGGAGGCGGCCGCGAGGUCAUCACCAUCUACUCCUGAAAGAGCAGCCCCCCUCCCUGUCCCCUCCCUGUCCCCUCCCUCCGCCCUGUCCCUGUGUCAACCAUACUCCCACACUCUCAUCCCCGCUGCUUCAUCAUUAUGUUUCCUCUCACCACUUGUUUCUGUAAGAUAGUCCUCUCACACCCAACCAACAGCCCUGCUCAGCUUCAGCACCUUUCCCUCCGCUCCAUCCCCAGCAGACCGAUGAGCGCCACCACACGCUCAGCUAUAACCACUGUCAGCUCUAGACUCAUUUAGACGCUAUCUAGAUUUGUUCUUGAAGAGACUUCUUUUCCUCGCUAGUCUUCAAUCUACUGUUAUAACUGGCAUUGAGUCGGAGUCACUCUGCGAGGAGGAGGUGGUGGUGUUGGGUGUGGGUUGUUAUGCCGAGGUGUGAGCGCACAUGCAUGUUUGUGUCCAUCUUUGUUAAAAACCUUUGCAUUCCUUUUGGUUGGGUUCGUUCAUUUUUUGACUGUUUGUUUUUUUAAAUAUAAGUGUGGCAUAACAGCAUCAGCUUCUGCUUGAAAAAGGAAAACAAGAGCCGUACUGAAAUGAGCUCAGUGUAGGAUUGUCUGUUUAGUUCCGUUGUGGUGAUCGCACACCUCCCACAGCGCUCCAGCCUGUUGUCUUCAAUGUGACUUCUCUCGCAAGGCAAAAAGACACUGCUACCCACGGUCAGGACCACCAGCUGGAAGGAGAACAGAGUCCUUAAGUACGAACUGUGAAAUUCACAAUGGUUUUCAAAGAAGACUGAAAAGGCAUGUGGAUCAAACCUUCAGUAUUAUCUUUAACCUGAUUACUCCUUAGCAUGGCGUCCUUAUAGCUGUGUGGGUGUUUCUACUCCACUCGUUGUGAUACCGCCAUCACUGUCUUUCUACCUGUCCUCCUUUCAACUGAUUUCUUAGUGGCUGUUCAUCCCCGUGGCCACUGUUAGUGCCAAAAAAAAAAAAAAAAUACUACAAGGCUAGCUUAGUUUGUAGAGAUUGACACGUGAUUAAAACUGUGAAUAGUGCGUUUCCUACCAGAAGGCUGGUGCGACAGUAGGGAGACAGUACAAACACCCCGAGGAGAUUGUCAUUGCCAGCACCCCUCGACUCUCGCGUGGAUCACUGUAAAUAAUGUACAAGCUCUGACGCGUUGUUCAGUAUGAGUGUAGUAUUUUUGUGACAUACUAAAAAGCUUCUAGUGGAGAGAAAACAUUCCUUCGCUGAGAGGGACAGCUCGAGAAACGCUGUUUUCAACGUUUAUUUAUCUAUUUAUUUAUUGGAUGGCAUAGGCUCCUGUCACUAUGGUAACCGUCAUUGUAAACCCCAACAAGCACUGCACCUGCACUGUCCGCCACUGUGCAACCAAGUGAACCUUUGAUGAGUUAAUCAAAUUCAUCAAAUUAAAAAAGAAAAACUAAACACUAAAUGUUAUUUUUUCAUCUAGAGAACAAAUAUGUAUUUAUGUUUAUAGACAAAAGUUACACAUAUUUAUGAAAUAGUUGUAUGUCAUUUUGACUGUCACUCAAAGAUAUAUUGUUGUUUUUUUGCCUGAUUUAGAUUACAUUAAAUGUGCCAUAUCAAAGUAUUUUUCAAAGACAAAUAGUGAACAAAAAUUCUAUUGAAUUAGAGGGAACAAAGUGGGCUGGGGGAAAAAAAAAAAAGGGAAACUGAGAUGUCUACAUGAAACUCGUACGGUAACAGUAGGACGACGCCGCAGUUGGAAAGUUAUCUAAAAGAAUAGAUGUUCGGACGCUCCCAUUAGAAGCCGGUAUAUCAGCUGUUACAGAGGUGAGACUUUGAAUAUCUAUCGAUUGAUUAUUUAAAGGGUCAAGUCCAAAUACAUGGAGAGGACAAUGGCUUCUGUAGCUAGGAAACUCACGUUGUCCACAAGACUCAACUCUAUGCAGUAGACUCUCCAGGGAGAUUUUCUUUCCUCUAGACUGGUUAAGAUUUGAGACUGACUGAAUGACUGGUGAGCAAAAUCAUAUUUAGCUUCAAAAAGUGCAUCUUGGAAGGAAUGUGCAAUAGUUGAAAUCUGGACUCAUGUGAUCAUCUUAUUUAUUUUUUUACACAUAUUUUGUAUAUGUAGAUUUCGUAAGUCUUUAAAAGGACAGCUGUCACUUUAUUUGUUUCUGGGGUUUUUUUUUUCUGGAAAAAACUGUUUUUGGUCAUUUGCACUUGUAGUAGAAAUAUGAAUAUAAAUAAAUGAAUACGUAUAUAUAUAUAUAUAUAUAUAUAUAUAUAUACAGGAUAUACAAUAUAGGGAAGCAAAACAAAUUAGUUUCUAGAACUAUUUACAAACAGUAUUUAAUGUUUUUAGUGUUGCUUGAAUGUCAGACCAUAUGUUGUGAAUGCUGCUAGUAUCAAUAGAUUUCUUUGUACUGUAAAUAGAGAUGACUAAGCAACAUUAAAGAUGAAAAAGGGUAUAGACAUACAUAUCAGUGGUGGUGGUUGUUGUUUAACAAGACGAGGCUUUACCUGGAAACAUUGGGCCUGAGAUCUCUAGACAGCAUUAGCUUUCUGUUUUUAUUACGGAGCUAUACUGAAUACCUUGAUGCAAUAUUACACAAACGAGGGCCGAUCCCCCACCUGUUUAUUCUCUUUAAAAAAAAAAAAUCCAAUAAAUAAGCUCUGGGUUAUUACCAUGUUUAAUCCCUUAAGUAAAGUGAACCAAUUUUAAUGUACCAGAUUAUUAAUUUACGUAUUUUACUUCAAAAGAAAUUUACAGGAAUCACCUAAAUGUUUAAAAAAAAAAUGAAUAUUUAUCUGCUAAACGUUACUGUUUGCAAAUUUUUAACAUACCUACCUUUGACACCUGUGACACUUAAGAAGCAGCCACUCCUAGUUUUUGAAGAUUUUAGGGUGCCAAGUCAUGACGAUUUUCUUUAAUAUGCUCGUCUCUUAACUCCGACAAAGAGGUUGUUUAACGCUCACAUGGGUUUUUGAAGAACACGGCUAUUUUUGGGAUUGUCUCCACAACAUUGCCUGCAUCAACUGAGCCUUUUAAAAAUGUAUUCAAAAAGAAAAGAUAUCUGAUGUUUAUUGGAGAGGUUUAUUGGAAAUGAAUUUAUUUCUUGAAUUAUAAAUGUUUUAUAAUUGCUGUUUGCAUGGUACUAUGUGGCAAUAUUUGUUUUAGUGGUUUCUAUAGUGAUGACUUACAUGUCUGAGGUGCAGAGGGGGGGUGAAAGGUUGUCAGAUGUUCUCACCUCCCGUCGACUCUGGAGUGUUUGCCGCUCCGCCGGCGACAUGGCUAGAAACCUUGAAAACAAGUCUUUUGCAAAAAAAAAAAAUAAGAAAAGUAUGAGUUCAUUAUAUUGUUACUUGUUAUAUUUCAAUCUCGCUCAAAUAGUCUUAUGUAACGCAAUAGGAGAUUUUGAGUUUGCGGAUGGAUGAGCCGUAGAAAUGGUCAUUUCACCUUUUGUAAAUAUAGAUCACUUAAGUCAGAGACACUAUAACCGACUAGUGUUGUCUUUUGUUGUACACUGUUCUAUCACUGUGGACAAAGUCUUAGCGUUUUGUAAGAUUUAUGUGCAAUAUUGUUCUCACAUUGGUAAGUUUUUACAUUUUGUCACAGCUCUGUUAUUUAUUUUCUAGAAACAACCGGAGGUGUCGCUUUAUUUCAUGAGAACGUUUGUCACCAGGUGUUACAGACAAUAAAGGUCUACAGUGUUCAUCCCAAAAUGUGGCUGAGACAGCAAAGCACUUUACACUGAGGGGGUACUCUGUGACAGGAUCAGUCUGCAGGAGUGUGGGGGGGGUCUAACAAGAGCCAGCCUGCUCUGUACAGACUCUAUCCCACAGCGAUCUCUGGUGGCACACGAGUGCAUUACAGCCAGCCAUGGAGGUCUGACAACUCAGACUACAAAGUAGACUUAAUUCCCAUCGGGUUUAAGCAGUUUUUCCAAACUGCAGUAAUCUGGAGACCUACCUGCUGAUUUUGUUUACAUCUUAUCUUUUCAGCAUUCUCUUGGACAUUUUAGCAUGCAUCACAUUCUUUCCAUUUAUUUAUUUUAUUUGGCAAACUUCAUUUAAAAAAAAA